Durio zibethinus is the source of this 1711-nucleotide messenger RNA. RefSeq names its product UDP-glucose iridoid glucosyltransferase-like. Gene Ontology annotation, molecular function: quercetin 7-O-glucosyltransferase activity; quercetin 3-O-glucosyltransferase activity. Lineage: Eukaryota; Viridiplantae; Streptophyta; Magnoliopsida; Malvales; Malvaceae. The record is from RefSeq and is a predicted model, not a curated record.
GAGAAAAAAAUAAAAAACAAAAAAAGGUCAAUGGAGUAUUGACACGUGGACCGCUGUGGACAUGUUCACCGUAGAUCUGAAGCAUUUAUAUAAAGGAUUCUAUACUUUUCUCAACUUGGUUUAUUAUUUCAGCCCCUCUUAUUAUAAGUUUGUUGCCUUCCCCUCUAAAUGCAAAUAUCCCACCAUCGACUUUACCAAAAUGUCGGGAGAAACAGAGAAAGCAAUGGAGAAACUACAGAAGUCUGGUCAUUUGGUGCUUGUUAUGUUCCCAUUUCAAGGCCACAUAACUCCCAUGCUUCAGCUAGCUGCUAUCUUACACUCACAAGGUUUCUCAAUUACUAUAGUUCACCCUGAAGUGAACUCUCCUAACCCUUCAAACCACCCCGAAUUCACCUUCAUCCCGAUACCAGAUAAGCUAACCGAAUCUGAAAUCUCAGAUAGAGAUCUUGCAAAUUUUGCGCUGCGUGUCAACAACAACUGUGCAGCACCAUUUCAGGAAUGCAUGAAAAGGAUAAUGCAUCAGAAAGAUUCGCAUGAUCAUAUUUCCAGCAUCCUCUAUGAUACAUUCAUGUACUGUGCUCAAACUGUUGCUGAUGACCUGAGCCUGCCUGGAAUAUCUGUGCGUACUAGUGUAGCUGCAUCAUUGUUGCUCUAUCCUGUGCUUCCUCAUCUUGAUCGGAAAGAUUCUUUUUCUGCAAACGAAGUGCCAGAGUUUCAAUCCCUUCAGCUUCAACAAAAUCGCGCAUUACUAUCGCAGAAUUCAACAGAUGCGGUGACAGAGGUGAGAGUUGCAUUCACAAACGGGGUGAAGAGCUCAUCAGCUAUAAUUGUGAACACAAUGGACUUCCUUGAACAAGCAGUACUGUCAAAGAUCAAAGAAUACUUCCCUGCUCCAAUUUUCACCGUAGGGCCAUUCCACAAAUUAGCUCAAACCAUUUGCAGCUCAUUACGGACGGAGGAUGCUAACUGCAUCUCUUGGCUUAACAAACAGGCCCCGAAAUCUGUCAUCUAUGUAAGCUUUGGUAGCUUGGCCAGCAUCGAUGAGCAAGAACUAAUUGAGACAGCUUGGGGCCUAGCUGACAGUAAACAACCCUUCUUGUGGGUGGUUAGACCUGGUUUGAUUCGUGGCUCAGAAUGGAUUGAGUCAUUGCCAAAUGGGUUGCAGGAGAGUGUGGGAGAAAGAGGUUACAUUUCGAAAUGGGUGCCUCAAAAGGAAGUGUUGGCGCAUGCUGCAGUGGGUGGAUUUUGGAGUCACUGUGGAUGGAAUUCAACCAUUGAGAGCAUCUGUGAAGGGGUACCAAUGCUAUGCAAGCCUUUCUUUGGAGACCAAUUCUUGAACUCAAACUACAUCUGUCAAGUUUGGAAAAUAGGCUUGAAAUUGCAGGAUACGUUCGAAAGAGGAAAUAUAGAAGCAGCUAUAAAAAGACUAAUGGUGGAUAUGGAGGGAGAGGAGAUGAGAAAGAACGCUAUGGAUUUGAAGGAGAAAGCAGAGCUUCGUUUAAGCCAAGGCGGUUCUUCAUGGAGCUCCUUGAACGAGUUCACAAAGCAAAUUCUGCUGUAAUUUUGAUUAAUUACAUAGCUCAUGCUUGGUUGUUUCUGCAGUUAAUUGAGUAUGGCUGCCUACUUUCAAUAAAUUAUCAGUGUUUUGUGUAUUCUUUUGAUUUUCAGAUGGUUGUUUUCACACAUUUUAUUUCAUGCACACAAACGCAAA